Cololabis saira (Pacific saury) is the source of this 3671-nucleotide messenger RNA. Its product is annotated as mitochondrial import inner membrane translocase subunit TIM44-like. Gene Ontology annotation, molecular function: protein-folding chaperone binding. Lineage: Eukaryota; Metazoa; Chordata; Actinopteri; Beloniformes; Belonidae. The record is from RefSeq and is a predicted model, not a curated record. The coding region runs from base 16 to 1353 and encodes 445 amino acids. Gene Ontology annotation, cellular component: mitochondrial inner membrane. Gene Ontology annotation, biological process: protein import into mitochondrial matrix. The transcript is spliced from 13 exons.
CUGCUCCAGAUCAAGAUGGCGGCCUCCAUGUAUCGGUGCUCCGAGCUGGUUGGCAGAAAUGCUUUGUCGCUGUAUUCCCGGUCUCUGGUCUCCGCGGCCUGGAGAGGAAACCUGCACGGAUCACGCUGGAGCCCAGCUGCAGCGAUGCAGAUCCGAUGUUCCUCAGGUCGUAAAGGUUUCUUCGGAGAGUUUGUUGAUAACCUCCGUCAAGAGUUCAGUAAGAAUCAGGAGAUGAAGGAAAACAUCAAGAAGUUCAGAGAAGAGGCCAAGAGGCUUGAUGAGUCUGAUGCUCUUCAGCAGGCCCGCAAGAAAUAUAAAUCUAUUGAAGCUGAAACUGCGAAGACAUCUGAGGUGUUUAAGAAGACUUUUGGCUCUCUAUCAGACACUGUCAAAGAGGGUCUUGAGGAGGUGACCCGCACAGACAUUGGAAAGAAGAUCAAGGAAGGAAUGGGAGAGGCAGCCAAGGCGGCCAUGCACUCAGCUGAAUCUGUGUCCAAAGGUGGAGAAAAACUGGGCAGGACCAGCGCGUUUAAGGCUAUCUCACAGGGUGUGGAGUCGAUGAAGAAAGAGAUCGACGUUGGUGAUGCUGGUCCUUACAGGGCUCCUGCUCAGCUGAGGAUGAGGAGCGAUUUCUCGUCUAAAGGAGCUGACAGCACCACAGUGUUUGAGGCAAAUGAGGAAGCUAUGGGGGUUGUUCUUCAUAAGGAUUCAAAAUGGUACCAACAGUGGAAGGACUUCAAGGACAAUAAUGCCGUUUUUAACAGAUUCUUUGAGAUGAAGAUGAAAUAUGAUGAAAGUGACAAUACCCUCAUCAGAGCAUCCAGAGCUGUGACUGACAGAGUCACUGACUUCCUUGGUGGCUUUUUCUCUAAAACAGAAAUGUCAGAAGUGCUAACAGAGAUUGUGAAAGCAGACCCCAACUUUGACAAAGACUCUUUCCUCAAACAGUGUGAGAAGGACAUCAUCCCAAACAUACUGGAGGCUAUGAUACGUGGAGAGCUGGACAUAUUAAAAGACUGGUGCUAUGAAGCUACGUUCAGUCAGCUGGCUCAUCCCAUCCAGCAGGCCAAGUCUUUGGGGCUUCUUUUCCAGUCUAAAGUCCUUGACAUUGAUAACAUCGAUCUUGCGAUGGGUAAGAUGAUGGACCAGGGCCCAGUGCUGAUAAUCACCUUCCAGGCUCAGGUCAUCAUGGUGAUCCGCGGCCCCAAAGGGGAUAUCGUGGAGGGAGAUCCGGAGAAGGUGAUGAGGAUGAUGUAUGUCUGGGCCUUGUGCCGUGACCAGGAGGAGCUGAACCCAAAGUCAGCCUGGAGGCUCCUGGACAUCUCCGCUUCCAGCACUGAGCAGGUCCUUUAGGAGGAGGGGGAGGAUGAAGCAUGCAGGUUCAUCCGGGACACAAUCUGAGAGGAAGGCCUGAAGAUGCGGCCGCGUAUCUGGAAUACCUGCUCAUUCUGUCUGCUGUACAUUAAAACAAGAGGGCAGAGUAAAGCCCUGCUCCUUUGUGACUGUCUGCACACAUUCCCAUCGAUACCCAGAGGAUUUUUGUGCAGAAAUAUGAACUCGACCACUCUGGCACAUGUAUAUACGUAUACAUAUAUACACAUACCUCAUGGAGAGCUACCGCUUGGCAUAUUCACUGAAAUCUACAGCCAGUCAUAAAGUGUUGUUUCUCAUACUGGUCAGCUCGGCGUUUGGAUCGACCGGCAUGUGAACAUAGCACUUAUUUAUUUAAAAAGCUACCUGGAGCCUCCAUUGAGUCAUUCAGCAGUCAGUCCAUCGAAACUGUCCGAGUGGAAAGAUUCAAAAAGAUCUGGUGACAAGUGGCUGGAAAACAGUGGACGCAAUGUUAUGUCUGCUGGCACUUUUGAGGGUCGUUUGAAUCAGAACCCAAUACUCAUCACAAUCUUGGUUUAGUAAUGGAGCAGAAAAUGAAAAUGUAACCUACAUUCCUGCAUCAGCACCAUGUUUUCACAGGAAGAAAAGUGCAAUCAGCAGCUUCCGUCCUUCAUUCGUCUCUGCUCUAUAUGCCUUCAGCUUACUUUCAAGAUGGGUGAUUGUAGUUUGGGAACGCUUAGAAAGUAACUCGUAAUUGCCCUGUUUAUGCAUCUAAAAAAAGCUAUAAUUAGCUGCUUUGACAGAAAUACUGUAUGAAAUAUAUUUAUUUUCUGUUUGAGACUGUUGACCCAGCAACCCGGCACGGUUCGUCCCACAUGCAGCUGACUGUUGAACGAGCUGCAACCAUCUUGGUAGAGUAUGACAACAGCAGUAAUAUUGAUAAUAGCUGGUCAAACUGGGCCUAAAAAAUGAUUCAUUUUAGACUUAAAUACCUAUUUAUUAAAAACCACCCUUCCCAUCACCGUAAAAGGCAGAAAUGAGAGAAGGUGAAGUCAUCCAUCAAGGCUUUCAAGACUUGAAUGUAGACAUUACUUAUUUCUCUUCAAGCCAAAACCUUAUAAGAAGCUUAAAAAAUGCAAAACAAUAUGACAAAGUAUAAAAUAUAAAAUUUAGAGAUCUGUGCUUCCAAAUUCUGUCCUGUAACCUCUCCUCUGCGAGUCUAAUGUAACAUUACUUUUACUCUCAAGGUGAUGAUUUACUGUGUCUGCUUCUUUGUAAUGGUGCUUCCUCAAGCUGCACUUCAUUUUACCUCCAUUCUGAAUCAUGUUUGUGUCUGAAUGUUAAUAUCAGCUCAUAACAUGCAGAUAUUGAGCAUAGUUCUCUUUUAUAAGUUAUUGUGUGUUUAUGGUGCAGCCAUUCUGCUUCUUUUCCUCCACAUUACUGAUAAUGAGUCUGGUUCCUCUGGAUUGAUGUCGGUGUAUAUGCAUACAACCCAUCUGAAAAGCAAACACUGUGACAAUGGCAGAGCUAUAACCAGACUGAAUGACUGUUGUUGAUUUUUGUUCAGGAAGAACAUGUUCUUCCAGGAUGUUAUUAUCCAUUCUGCAGCCAUCUUGGCUGUUUUAAACUGGUUUUUAUUGGUAUGAGCAAUUGCAUAAAGCGUGUCCCCGCCUCGCUGUGAUUAGAUUGGUACGUUCUGAACUAGUGGAGUUGGCUGUGAAUGUCAUUUCAUGAGUGAAUUUUCAUGGAGUGAAUAGUUACUGCUGGCCAGGAUUAUUAUUGACAUUUGUCCUGUGUGAAAAGGUUUGUCACACCACCUAAUCUGCACUCAGUUUUUAGUGUAUUUUGGAUGACUUUUUUUUUUUUUAUUGAAGCAAAUUUAUACAAAUAAGAUUCAAUGGUGUUAUACUUUCUGCCCGCAGGACAAACUGUAUGUUAAAUUAUUUAUCUGUCAUCUAAACUGCCAUAUUCAGAGUCCAAGAAUAUCAAAGAAAGCAUUUUAUAUUUUUGUUUGUUCCAAUAACCAGAAGUUUUUUUGUUUUUUUGUUGUUCUUCCCUCCCACUAUGUGUACGCGUCAACAGAUCAUGUUUGUUCUGCGUAACACUUCCACAGCUGUAAUCAUUACGGCUUCCAGGGGCCAGAAAUAUUCAAUGAUUAAUUUUUGUCUAUGUUCCAUCUUCAUCGGUUAUUUUGAUAAGAAAAAUUCAAGCAAUUCAUGAGUUGGAUGCUCAUUUCAUUAAUAUGUCAAUGAAAUAAGGACGGUUCUAUGAUUAGAGUCCGCAGCUCUGAAUACAUCACAUCUGUGCUCACAAGCUGAGAUUAAACUCUGAAAACUGUG